AGGAAGUUUUGUGUAAGUAUAAUACGUAAAUAAUAGUUAAGGUCGAUGGCUCUGUAAACACUAAUUAUUACUUAUACUGAAAUAUUGAAACUGAGAUGUGGAAAUUAUUCCUUGUAUCUACAACGCUGUUCAUGAGUACCCGUGUUGCUGAGGGACAAAAUGAUGGUGAUUUAAGACUGGUUGGUGGUUCCCAUUCUAGAGAAGGGAGACUUGAAAUAUUCCAUAGUAGCAUAUGGGGAAGUGUCUGUGACGACAGUUUUAAUUAUGUUGACGGCAGUGUUGCAUGUAGACAACUAGGUUUUCGAUCUAGAUGUUGGUCGGAUGUACAGAUUUAUACACAAGGGGGCUACACUGCAAAAAUAUGGAUGGACGGAGUAGGUUGUACUGGUUUAGAAACUUCGUUAAAGGAAUGUUCACAUAAUGGAUGGGGAAGUCAUGACUGUACUACAAGUGAAAAUGUAGGCAUUCGAUGCUUUGGUGGCUGCGGAGUUAACGGAAACUGGGGAUCAUGGUCAGGUUGGACAGUAUGUAGUUCUAGUUGCGAUUCUGGCUAUCAAACGAGAUCCCGCCUCUGUAAUGAUCCGGUACCAUCAUCAGAUGGCGCAUACUGUAAUGGAAAGUCGUUCGAAGUACUUAACUGCAGCAUUACAACGUGUACAGUUAAUGGAAACUGGGGAUCUUGGUCAGACUGGACAAUCUGUAGUUCUAGUUGUGAUUCUGGCCAUCAAACGAGAUCCCGCCUUUGUAAUAAUCCUGUACCAUCAUCAAAUGGCGCAUACUGUAAUGGGAAGUCGUUCGAAGUACUAAACUGCAGCAUUGCAAGAUGUACAGUUGAUGGAAGUUGGGGAGGGUGGAGUAAGUGGUCAGAAUGCAAUGCAACUUGUGAUGGUGGUGUACAGAAACGCACGCGUUUUUGCAACAACCCAUAUCCUUCAGCUGGCGGAUCUGCAUGUUCAGGCAUUACUGACCAAAUAUCAAUAUGCGCAGAGAUUAAUUGUCCAGUCUUUGGCGUCUGGUCAGAAUGGGGAGUUUGGAGCUUAUGUUCGGCUUCGUGUGGGUCAGGAAAUAGGACAAGGAGAAGACUGUGUGACAAUCCUCCUCCUUCUCAUGGCGGAGAAUAUUGUAAUGGCAAUACUUUAGAUUUGGAUACUUGUAAUACCCACGAAUGUCCUAUUGAUGGUAACUGGAGUGAAUGGUCAUCCUGGGAUACGUGUAGUGAAACUUGUAAUGGAGGAAUUCAGGAUAGAAAUCGGAAAUGUGAUGCUCCUCUGCCAUCUAACGGGGGACUUUACUGCAAUGGAAAGACGAUAGAAAGUCGUGCUUGCAACAACGAGAAUUGUAAAAUUGAUGGACAAUGGAGUGCAUGGCAAGAGUGGCAACCUUGCAAUACAACUUGUGGUAACGGAUCCAAACACCGAAUCCGGAAAUGUGACAGCCCUUCACCGUACUUCGGGGGCUCUGAAUGUAUAGGACUUGAUAUCGACAUUCAAGCAUGCUAUCAAGACAUAUGUCCAGAUGCACAUCUACAGGUCAAAGAGGAUACAUCAUAUUUGGUCUCAUCUGCUCUUCUUGUGGGUGUUGCAGUUGCUUGCAUCGUUGUAACUGCUGUCAUAACGUGUACAGCUUUAUUUAUAUUUCGCAGAUUUAGAUCUGAUAAAGUUGCAAAAAGAAAGAGAAAUGGAUGCAACACCGAAAGUCUGGCUGAAUUAAGAGGAACUAGCCAACAAAAUGAUUAUGAUUGCAUCGGACGGGCUAGUGGUAUACAGAGUGGGGUUUAUGACACCUGCAGGAAUACUGAGAGUAAUGUCUAUGCUAAUACACAAUUCACUGCUAAAACAGGUGCUGGUGCUAACGUUCCAUGCAAGGCUGACAAUAUCGAAUCAGGUGCUCAUGCGAACAUUCUAUGCAAAGCUGACAAUGUUGAGGAAAUAUACGAGAAUCUGAAAAUAAGCUGAAACUGUUUGAUUCAACUGAACAAUUAUGAAACUUGUAGUUUUAUGUCAUUUACACUUAUAUAGUCAUAUUUAUACCACUAAUAUAGUCAUCCAUUGGAUGUUGGAUAUGUACUGAUUGAUAUCUUAGUCUCAGAUGCAUGUUUUUAUCAGUUGAUAUUGGCAUUGCAAAACUAGAAGCUGUCAAUAACAGCAAGUACUCUCAGAUAUGUACUUAGUGUCUUUUUGUUGUGGGGAUGUUCAAGUACUCUGCUAAGAUGUAUUUUUGCUGUAUAUCGAUCUGAUAAAUUAGGCUUUUUUCAACUGAUUUUUAUAGUUUGGUUGUAUGAUGUACUGUUACACCACUGUACUAUGGGUUCGGAGGUGGAGGCCUUCGAAUUAAUUUAACACCGCCACAUUCUCCUUAUGUCUUUCCAAAGUCAGAAGCUUGUAAUUCAGUGUUGUCGUUUGUUGCUGUAUAUCAUAUUUGUUUUUCUUUCAUUAUCGUUUAUCUUUUUGUACAAAAAUCAGGCCGUUAGUUGUCUUUUUUGAAUUUUACAUUUGUUAUUCCGGGACCUUUUAAAGCUGAAUAUAUGGUAUGGGUUUACUCAUUGUUGAAAGCCGUACGGUGACCUAUAUUUGUUUAUUUAUUUGUCAUUUUGUCUCUUGAGGAGAGUUGUCUCGUUUACAAUCAUACCACAUCUAUUCAUUUUUUUAUUCAUACUAUGCAGUUAUAAUACUUUUUAUAUAUAACAUUGUCAUGAAGAUCCGUUAUAAAAAUAAAAUGUC
Molecule: messenger RNA, 2720 nt
Organism: Mytilus californianus (California mussel)
Lineage: Eukaryota; Metazoa; Mollusca; Bivalvia; Mytilida; Mytilidae
Product: coadhesin-like
Exons: 13
Coding region: 96-1955 (619 amino acids)
Cellular component (GO): membrane
Source: RefSeq, a predicted model, not a curated record